Messenger RNA from Labeo rohita (rohu), 4202 nucleotides. RefSeq lists its product as uncharacterized. Gene Ontology annotation, biological process: DNA integration; DNA recombination. The record is from RefSeq and is a predicted model, not a curated record. Gene Ontology annotation, molecular function: DNA binding. NCBI's taxonomy places the organism in Eukaryota, Metazoa, Chordata, Actinopteri, Cypriniformes, Cyprinidae.
UACUGGAGGAGCUGGGCACGCAGCUCGACGCCGGUAAUCCAAACCCGACGGUUUGGGAGGAGAUCUGCAACAUCACAGAUCUCAAUCUGCGCACCUCACGUGGCGCGGUGCAAAGCUGCGGCUCUCUCCGUCGCGGGCGAGAGAUCGCUGUGGUUAAAUCUAUCGAGUAUCGGGGACAGGGAGAAAUUGGAUUUUCUCGACGCUCCUGUAGACUCGAGUGGGCUGUUCGGCCCGGCUGUCGCGGCGAUGAGACAGAGGUGCGAUCUCCAGAAGAAGGAAGGGAAGCGUUUGACAUCUGACUGCUGCGUAAAAGAGCUUCCCGCCCUCCUGUUCCCCCUCGGCCUGUUCCUCCGACGCAGAACAGGAGGUUUUUGAAUGCGUCCAGAACUGCGAAAACCCCGAGCACAGAGCAGUCGGCACGCGCCCCCGCUGCUCCAAACGUCAAGCCAUGGGGAAAGCAGUCAUUCGCGGCAGCGGCUGCAAAGUCCAAGUCCGUUAACCCUUCCAGCAAAAAGAGGAGGGAUACCUAGGACGCAAUCUCCGCAGGGGAGGGACGGGCAGCACCUAGGGUUUUCUGCGAUGUCCUCUCCCGAGUCCACCACGUCGGUUCCCCCACCCGCGAAGAAGCGGAGGAUGUGGAGUUUGGGCGGAGAAACGGUUCUAAGUUGUGUUCGGGCCAGUUCAGCUUCCCCUCAACACACAAAGUUUCGUGGAUUGCUGACAGCGAUCCCGCAAGUUCAAGUGCGGAGAACGCGGCCACAGAGGUUAUGUGGUCAGCUGAGUUCAGGCACAAGUUCUCGAGUGAAUUGUCACAAAUCACUUCAGCCCCUGGAGUUCACAGCAAAUAAAAAAUUCUCUGUCGCAUCCAGGCUCAAUGCCGAGGGCGCAGGGAAACAAAAACAUAAUAUCAAUGAACCAAGAGAUAAUUCGGUCUUUGGGCCAAACGGAUCCUGGCCGUUUUUCUCUCUGUCCACUAGAUGGCACCAGCGCUCCAUCUAUGGAAUCGGUUCAUCUGAACCCGCUGGCUCUUCAUCAGGAGGCAUGGAGAGAGUGUUCUCCGCACCCGUGGGUCCUCGCGACUGUAACCAGGGGUUACAGGCUUCAGUUCGCUGUAAAACCCCCUCCCUUCAACGGGGUUAUAGCAUCUGUAGCAAACGGGGAUUCAGCUCGGGUGUUAGAAGCGGAAAUAUCCUCCCUCCUAGAGAAAAGAGCUAUAAGACGAGUUCCAGUGGGGGAAACUCAGAGGGGCUAUUACUCCCGUUAUUUUCUGAUUCCAAAGAAAGAUGGGGGUUUGCGCCCGAUACUGGACCUGCGUGCUCUAAACAAGCACUUAAGGAAGUACAAAUUCAAGAUGCUCACAGUCGGGGCUCUCACUCGUUCAGUCCGCUGGGGAGAUUGGUUUGCCACGGUCGAUCUCAAGGAUGCUUACUUUCAUAUAAGCGUCUAUCCGGCGCACAGGAAAUAUCUCAGGUUUUCCUUUCAGAACGAAGUGUACGAAUUUGUUACUCUCCCGUUCGGGCUCAGCCUCGCUCCACGUGCGUUCAGCAGAUGCAUAGAAGCAGCAUUAUCUCCCCUGAGACACAAGGGUCUCAGAAUAUCUGCUUAUUUGGACGAUUAUCUGAUUUGCGCUCAUUCGCGGGAGCGCGCGGAGCGAGACAUAGAGAUGCUCACGUCUCAUCUCACGAAUCUGGGGUUCAGGAUCAACUAUGCCAAAAGCCAGCUGAUCCCGUCCCAGGAGAUAGAGUAUCUAGGCUUGCGAAUAGACUCGGUGGAAUAUCGCGCUAUGCUCUCGGAAAGGAGGAUAAUGGCGUUUUAUCAGUGCCUAGCCCGGUUUCGCGUGGGAAACAUGGUCUCGUUCAGGACCUGUCUCCGCCUUCUGGGCAUGAUGGCUUCGUCACUGUCUGUGGUCCCGCUGGGCUUGCUGAAAAUGAGGAGCUUCCAGCAUUGGGUUGCGGCGAGGCAUCUGUGCCCACGACGGCACCUCGCACGCAAAGUGAGAAUUACCACGGCGUGCGUGAUGGCUCUUCAUCAGUGGAGAAACCCCUGUGUAUUCCGGACAGGAGUCCUGUUGGGGAGCGUGUCUCUGAGAAAAGUAGUGACAACGGACGCAUCCCUGACGGGAUGGGGAGCUGUUUUUCAGGGCAGAUCGAUAAACGGUCGUUGGACGCCUCAGUUUCGCAGACUUCACAUAAACAUGCUGGAGUUAAUGGCAGUCUUUCUAGCUCUGAAACAUUUUCGCCCAUUCUUGGAGGGUUUUCAUGUUCUAGUCAGGACAGACAACACGACGGUGGUGGCAUAUAUCAAUCGCCAAGGGGGAACGCGUUCGUUGCAACUGCACAAUCUAGCGCGCAAGCUGAUUGUCUGGAGCGCCGCGCAUUUCAGUUCGCUGCGCGCAACGCACGUCCCGGGAGUCCUGAACGUUGGAGCAGAUCUCCUGUCGAGGGGCAACCCGUUAUACGGAGAAUGGGUACUCCACCCGCAGGUGGUGAAUCAGAUCUGGGAAAUUUACGGCAAGGCUGCCGUAGAUCUAUUCGCCUCGCGAGCAAACGCAAAAUGUCCGCUGUAUUUCUCUCUCAGAGACGAAAAUGCACCCUUGGGUGUGGAUGCGCUGGCACACCCGUGGCCGAACGUGUUGCUAUACGCAUUCCCACCACUGAGUCUAAUUUCUCCCACCCUAGACAGAGUAAGAGAAAACGGAUUAUCUCUCCUUCUGAUAGCCCCUCAUUGGCCAGGGAGGCUGUGGCUGGCAGAGAUUGUCCAGCUCCUUUGGGGAGAGCCCUGGCAACUCCCAUUGCGUCGGGACCUGCUGUCCCAAGCAGGGGGGCAAAUUUUUCACCCCCAUCCGGAACGAAUCAAUCUUUGGGUCUGGCCCGUGAAGGGUUGAAUCUAAAUGCACUUGGGCUUCCCCAGGAGGUCAUAAAUACUAUACAGAGUGCUAGAGCUCCAUCAACACGCUCGCUGUAUGAUCUGAAAUGGCAGGUCUUUGAGGACUGGUGCACUCAUAAAGGAGUUAUUCCUUUUCAGUGUGCUGUGAGUGAGGUUCUCUGUUUUUUGCAAAGCUUGGUGAACAAUGGGAGAGCGUUCUCUACCAUUAAAGUUUACCUGGCUGCAAUUUCGGCCUGUCAUGUGGGCUUCGAAGGAGUUUCAGUGGGCCGGCACCCUCUUAUAGGCCGUUUUAUGAAAGGGGUGAGGCGUUUGAGACCAGUGACGAAGCGACUGGUCCCGUCAUGGGAUUUGUCUAUGGUCUUGAAUGCUUUAACUCAAGCCCCGUUUGAACCUCUGGAGAGUGUUCAUAUUAAGCUCCUAUCGUUGAAAACGGUCUUACUACUUGCUUUAGCUUCAGCUAAGCGAGUGGGGGAGUUACAUGCCUUGUCGGUUCAUCAAGCAUGUCUAAAUUUUAGUCCGGAUGACAGCAAAGUUAUGCUGCUGCCAAACCCAGCUUUCGUUCCCAAAGUCAGUGAUUCAGCUUAUAACUGCUCUGCUUUGGAGUUACGUGCUUUCUACCCUCCUCCAUUUUCUUCUUCAGAGGAGAGGAAAUUGCACACUUUGUGUCCUGUACGAGCGUUACGCUUUUAUGUAAACAAGACACGAUCGUUCAGGAAAAACAAUCAAUUAUUUGUUUCAUGGGCCACUCAUUGUAAGGGUAAGCCGAUCUCCUCUCAGCGCCUCUCCCAUUGGAUGGUGGAGGCGAUCGAACUAGCCUAUACAUCUAUGGGUCUUCAGUCCCCAGAGGGCCUUAGGGCCCAUUCCAUGCGAGGAAUUUCUACCUCAUGGGCCCUGUUCAAGGGGAUUUCGGUGGGAGAUAUUUGUGCGGCGGCAAGUUGGACUUCCCCCCAUACAUUUAUCAGAUUUUAUCGCCUUGAUGUCACUGCGCCUUCAUUGGCUCAUGCAGUUCUUAGAGUUGGCUCUUUGGAGAACUAAAGUCUUGUCCUCCGUUUUCGAGUCUAUUCAGGCGGCUUCGGAAAGCAUGCGUUACGGGAGUUGGCUAUAUCAUUCCCAUAGUGAGAUACCGAGCGAUUGUUUGAAAGAGAACGUUAGGUUACUUGCGUAACCCCGGUUCUCUGAGAACAGAGCGAGGUAUCUCACCAGGCUUCCCUUCUCGCAUAACACGGGGGAAGAGCGUGCUUAGAAUGCCGUUUUUGGGGAUCACAGCUGUAUAUAUAGGGAGAGGGGUGGGCUCCUUGUACAAGCUGUGAUUGGUC